Messenger RNA from Apiotrichum porosum, 1941 nucleotides. RefSeq lists its product as uncharacterized. Gene Ontology annotation, molecular function: DNA replication origin binding; single-stranded DNA binding. Bases 1 to 1941 code for a protein of 646 amino acids. Gene Ontology annotation, cellular component: DNA replication preinitiation complex. The record is from RefSeq and is a predicted model, not a curated record. Gene Ontology annotation, biological process: double-strand break repair via break-induced replication; DNA replication; DNA replication initiation. The transcript is spliced from 2 exons. Lineage: Eukaryota; Fungi; Basidiomycota; Tremellomycetes; Trichosporonales; Trichosporonaceae.
AUGGAGCUCGCGGCUGUCAAGGCGCGCGUAAAGGCCUGGGAAAAGGCCUUUAAAGCCCAACACGGAAGGGCGCCGGUCAAGGACGACAUCAAGCGCGACGGCGACAUUGCCGACCAGUAUGCCCUGUACCGCAGCCUCUCCAAGUCGACCACAUCUAAUUCUCAGCCCUCUGCUUCCUCAUCCUCGCGCCCGGCUUCCAAUGGGUCCGACGCGCUCGACGCCGAUGUGACGCGCACUCCCUCGCGCCGCAGGCUCCUUCCACCAGCACCUGCAACACCGACUCCUCCAGCUGCUAGGCGAAGCGUUUCUGCCGCAUUGUUCUCAGUCUCAACCUCGACCUCGACCUCGGUCCCUGGUGAAGCAGGUCCCUCACGCCCAAAACGCACCGCUGCCGACAUGUCCCCGACGACGCCCCGCAAGAUGACAUCGACUCCCAAGCGUGCCAAACCCGGAUACACUGGCCCAGUGCACGACCCCAACCCCAACCCCUUCAGCGUCACCCCGCGCAAAGGAGGCUCGGCCACCAAGCCUACAGGCCUCCAGUCCGAGUCUCCGUUCAUCUACGCCAACUCGCCGCGCAAGAUGCGCGACCUCCUACAGGCCAACUCGCUUCACGCGUCGCGGGACCGUGCAGCAGUGGAGAACACACCGCGCACAAGGGCCCGGAAGCGUCUGGCAGGCGAGGAGGUGGAUCCUACGCCCGCCAAGGCGCCGCGCCGUCGCCGGGGCGACCGCCCAACAGCCAGUGGUGCAACUGGUGGCGGUGGUGCGGGACUGUUUGCUGGUGCGCUGCCAGCAGCCGACUUUGGGGGCACGGACGAGGAGGAAGAACUGGACGAGACGCCCAUGAAGCCCUUUACGCUUGUCCACAGCGCGGACAAGAGAAAAGGAGCGAACAAGGCCGUCAUCAGCCCCACUGCUAAGUUGGGCGGUCGAGGAACCGACCUGUUCCCCAUGUUCCAGCUCGCCAAGCGUGCAGCCGAGCAGCGUGCAGCAGAUCCACCCUCGAAGCGCCGAGCAAGUGGCCAAAACAACAGCAACAGCGCCAACAACAACGCCAACCACCGGCAUCGUGCGCACUCGCCCGAAAUUGCCCCCAGUUCACCGUCCCCGGAAGCCCCGUCCCUCCCUGACGCGUUUGGGUUUGAAGGGCCCUCUGACUGGACCAACGCCGAGGCGUCUGAAGUGGACGCCGACGUGUCGGCCUCGGCACCGCCGUCCGAUGCGCACACACCCUCAGCGGCAUCAGACACACCCGCGCCGGACGACCGCCUCUCGACCCCUCCGGCGGGAUCGCCACCUGUCCAGACUCAAUCACAGCGUACCCCUCGCCGUGAGCGCCAUCGCGCACGCGUCCUCGCCCUGUCUGAGGACGAAUGGGACCCCGAAGCGGACCCGCGCAUGGUCCGCGUGACGGGCACGCGCAGGCAGGCGAUCAAGCUGCGCCCCGACGCGGGUGUGGCCAGUGACGAAGAUGACGAGGAUGAUGCCGAUGACGACAUGGCCGACAGCGCGGACGAGGGCGAGAGCCAGAGCGAUGGUGAAGACGGAGAUGGGCAGGAUGAUGGCGACGAGGCCGAGGACGAGGCUACCGACGCCGACGCCGCCGGCGGGAGCGGGGUCCGCCGCGCCUCUGCACCUGCCGGCCUGCUCUCCCUGCUCUCCCUGCGUUCCCCCAUCGCGCGGCGGGGCGAGCGGCUGGCCGACCUGCGCGUGCGCGCCCUCCUCGACCCGACGUCGGCCGCUGCCGCCAUGCUGCGAGCCCAGAAGCGCGGCCAGGACGUGUACGUCUCUGGCGAAGCGGCCGAGGGCGAGGAGGACGACGAGUGGGGCGACAACGCGGCUGCUCCCGGCGGCGGCGGGGUGGGGGGUGAGGGGGAUGACGACUGGGAGAGUGACCCCGAGGGCUGGAAGGCGGUGGCUAGUGAGGAGGAGUGGUAG